UACGUUCAUCGCUGAAGUUGGCUGCCACGUAGUUGGCAUUCCUGCAGUGAAUUUAUUUUAGGUGCUGUUUUUUAUGGAAAGGUUUAAACGAGCAUGCCAAUUUUGUGAGUUAGCCAGCUGUUGUCUAUCAAAAUGAUACUUUUUUCUAUUUGUUCGGUAUUGCCCUCACUGUUUGUGUUUGUCACUGGGGGGAAAUUGCCCGAGCCUGAAGUGAAUAUUGAAGUUAUACACAAACCCUUCAUGUGUUACCGUAAGUCAAAAUAUGGAGACAUGCUUCUUGUUCAUUACGACGGAUUCUUGGAGAGUAAUGGCACCAUUUUUCAUUCCAGCCGCAAAGAUGGGGAUAAAAAUCCAGUAUGGUUCACACUUGGGAUCCGAGAGGUGCUCAAGGGUUGGGAUAAGGGUCUGCAGAACAUGUGCACAGGAGAGCGCAGGAAACUGACCAUCCCACCAUCUCUGGCAUAUGGCAAGGAAGGAAAAGGUAAGAUCCCUCCAAGCAGUACCCUCAUUUUUGACAUUGAGCUCAUGGACAUCCAAAAUGGUCCCAGGUCACAUGAGUCUUUCCGGGAGAUGGAUCUCAAUGAUGACUGGAAGCUCUCCAGACAGGAGGUGAAAGAGUACCUGAAGAAAGAAUUUGAGAGACAUGGGUACUCGCCUAAUGACACACAUCAUGAAGUGAUGGUAGAUGACAUCUUCAAAAAUGAGGAUGAAGAUAAAGAUGGUUUUAUAUCUGCGAGGGAAUUCACCUACCAACACGAUGAGCUCUAAAGGACUGAUUAUUUUCUACUUUUUUAAACUACCAGUGUUCGUUUCAUGAAUUUCCUCCAAAAUAGUGACAUGAAUUGAGGAAUUGUGAAAUAGUUACCAGACAGUUUUACAUGGACCUCUCUCAGGGGGUUGUUUUUUUUACACUGCAUUUGAAAAGUACUGCCUUACUUUUGGUUGUCAAUUACAGCAGCUCCAUUUUGUGUAAUGUGAUUCAUCAUUAAUUUAUAUCUCCAUUCUACAUGCACUGAUAGUGUCACAACAGAUGUAUUUAGGCAGUUUUGGAUUUAUAAAAACUAAUUUCAUGAAAUAAACAAUGUUAUGUUAAUUAAUUUGUAUUAGCUUUACAAUUCAUGUUAAUGUGGCCUGCCUCAAUGAUUUUUAUCUGUGCAUGUCUUCAUUAAUCACCAGAGGGCACUCUUGUCCUAGACUUUUGUGUCAUACUUACAAAUCUUAAUCAAAU
Molecule: messenger RNA, 1228 nt
Organism: Micropterus salmoides (largemouth bass)
Lineage: Eukaryota; Metazoa; Chordata; Actinopteri; Centrarchiformes; Centrarchidae
Gene: fkbp14
Product: FKBP prolyl isomerase 14
Exons: 4
Coding region: 133-768 (211 amino acids)
Molecular function (GO): calcium ion binding; peptidyl-prolyl cis-trans isomerase activity
Source: RefSeq, a predicted model, not a curated record